CCCAUAUGACACAAAAUCAAACUCACAACCUCUAAUGGCCUCUAUCUAUUCCCUCAAAACAGAAGUCCCUUACAGAAUUACACCAUUCUUGAUCAUCCUCAUUGUCCUUCUUAUCUCCAUCAACCCCUCACACCAAACUAAAAACCACUCUUCCCCACUCACCCAACUAAACCCAAGGCUCUCAAAAGCUUACAUAGCUCUCCAAGCAUGGAAGCACUUCAUCACCUCUGACCCAAAAAACUUCACCUCCAACUGGCAUGGCCCCUAUGUCUGCAACUACACUGGAAUCUUCUGUGCACCAGCACCAGACAACCCUCACAUCUACACCGUCGCCGGAAUAGACCUCAACCACGCCGGAAUCGCCGGUUCAUUAACGGAAGAACUAGGCCUCUUAACUGACUUAGCUCUCUUACACAUAAACUCAAACUCCUUCUAUGGCUCCCUCCCUCACACCUUCUCCAACCUCCACCUCCUCUUCGAACUCGACAUCAGCAACAACAAAUUCGCAGGAAAAUUCCCAGCAACUCUCCUCUGCCUCCCUUCACUGAAAUUCCUCGACAUCAGAUUCAACAGCUUCCAUGGUAACAUCCCUUCACGACUCUUCGAUCUCAAACUCGAUGCUCUGUUCAUCAACAACAACAAAUUCCAAUUCUCGUUACCGGAGAAUUUUGCCAACACACCUGCUUCUGUUCUUGUGUUCGCGAACAAUGACAUCAAGGGUUGUUUGCCGGCGAACUUGGGGAAGAUGAAGGGUACGUUGAACGAGAUUAUCAUCACGAACGGUGGUUUAACCGGUUGUUUGCCGGAGGAGAUUGGGGAGCUGGUGAAUGUGACGGUGUUUGAUGUGAGUUUCAAUAGGUUGGUUGGGGAGUUGCCGGAGAGUGUUGGAGAGAUGAAGGGGUUGGAGCAGUUGAAUGUGGCGGGGAAUAAAUUUUCCGGUGAGGUUCCGGCGAGUGUGUGUGGGUUGCCGCGGUUGGAGAAUUUUACGUAUUCGUUUAACUACUUUUGCAGUGAAUCGGAAGCGUGUUUGAAGCUGCGUGAGAAGGAUGAUCGGAAGAAUUGUAUUCCGUUUAGGCCGUUGCAGAGGUCGGAGAUGGAGUGUAAAGCUUUUUAUGCACAUCCUGUUGAUUGUAGUGCCUUUGGUUGUUCCGUUACAACUGCAUCGCCACCACCACCACCGCCUCCGCCCCCUCCACCGCCGCCUCCCCCUCCGCCUCCUCCUCCACCACCGCCUCCUCCCCCAGCUUACUAUGGUCACUAUCUAUAAUUAGAGCUUGUGAUAUUUUAGUUUCUUAUUUUACCAAAAAUUGUCAUUUGAAUUUUUUUUUGGAGGUAUGAUUCAUCCUCAGGCUUAGUGACUGACAUUGUAAAAAAAAACAUUUGGAAAUGGAUUGCUAUUUAAUUUGUUGAAUAGAAGAUUAAUUGCUUAAGGAA
Molecule: messenger RNA, 1434 nt
Organism: Lotus japonicus
Lineage: Eukaryota; Viridiplantae; Streptophyta; Magnoliopsida; Fabales; Fabaceae
Product: leucine-rich repeat extensin-like protein 6
Exons: 1
Coding region: 35-1267 (410 amino acids)
Molecular function (GO): protein binding
Source: RefSeq, a predicted model, not a curated record